Diatraea saccharalis (sugarcane borer) is the source of this 1674-nucleotide messenger RNA. Lineage: Eukaryota; Metazoa; Arthropoda; Insecta; Lepidoptera; Crambidae. The record is from the annotation of a GenBank genome assembly.
UCUAUUCUUAAUGUAAAAUAACAAAAUCAGAAAGACAAUAAUACUUAUAAAUAUAGAUAUCUACGCUGAAAAAAGAAGAGCAAAGCCUAUACUUUUUUAACUUGCUAAGUAUCAAAGUAUGCACUUACAUAGUUUAUAUAUUAUGCAAAUAGAAUCGAUUGUGAUCGUGUUUUUGAAGACAUCGCGGGAGACAUCCUGAAAUAACAUGAUUUUGCAGCAGCGGAGCGAUGCGCCCGCGUCGCGGCGCUGUCGUCGCACACUUACCCGACGCCAUUUUCACACAGUCUGCGAGCUUUCCCUCACCAGAUCACCAAGCAUCCCCCGCAGCGGCACCGUUGCGAGACAUGAGUCGUGUCGCAAGCUGCGGAGACCUUCGCACGUGCUGACACUCCCUUAGUUCACGUGUACAUAUCAAUUAUUAAACUACUUUAUCUCCGAUGACUCUUAUUCAUUGUAUGAGAGAAACACCAAUGGAUGUUCUGGGAAAACAACAGAACAGGGAGGACGGUGGGAAAUCAUCAAGACCUGUCAGAAACAGACGAUACACACGGAGAAGCUUAGUAGCGGGACAGAGGCCACAAAAACGCCUUUUCACGCCAGAAAUAAAGAGAUAUUUAAAAGACUGGCUUGUGCGACGAAGAGAAAAUCCUUAUCCUAACAGAGAAGAGAAAAAAACCUUGGCACACGAUACUGGACUCACUUACAUUCAAAUCUGCAAUUGGUUUGCGAACUGGCGACGUAAAUUAAAAAAUGUCAACGUGGAUCGGAAUCAACAAACAUGGGGUCACCUUAUACGUACUUACAACGACCGCGCUCAAGGCAACGUUGAACAAUUCAGUAUCUGCUCAGAGGAUAGCAUAUGGAGUGAACCAGAGUUAGCGAGCCUCAACGGCUCUAUGGAUACAAUUGAGUCGAGAUACGCAGACAGUUCCGACACAAACGAAUAUCAAAUGGAAGAUUGCAUCACGUCCUCAUUGUCGAAUGGGAAAUAUGAACAUUUUAAUAACAACAUAGAUGAAAAUAUUCGUGAAGAAACUAAAUCGUUAACGAGCCCUCUAUUACUUAGCAAAUGGUUGGAAAGCGCAGCACGAUUUCAACCGAGCGUGACUAAUUACUCGUGCUGGGCUGACGGUAAGCGACGGAAAAUGGAAAAACCGGAUGGUAAAAUUCAGAAACUUCCUUUGAAAACAAUGCGGCAUGAUAGAGAUGAAGUUGAAGCAGCGGUCGCUUUAACGACGCUGGCCGGCGCCGCAAGUCGUCUUACUACCCCUUAGUUUAAGGUUCUUUAUUAUUACGCCUCUUGUAAGAUUAAGCCCUUUGGGUUAUACCAAAACUUUUUACUAUUAUUUUCUACUUAUUACUAUUACCACUACUAUCGGGUUUACGUUGUAACUCUGUUGUUCCUAAAAAGAUAUCUCACCAGUCAAUUGACCAGAUCCUUUUGUAUGGAAAAUUUUCAUUUGAACUAUCAAAGCAAAUGACGUUACGAUUGUAAGUAAAUUAUAUUCAAGACUUAUUAGAAUACCUUGAAUUUGCUCAAGUAUUAAAUUUAAUGAUAAGCCAUUAAAUAAGUUUUAAUUUGCUUAUAACCAUGUGUAAUAUUUUGAUCUCCAUUAGUUUAGUUCUAUUAUAACUGAUUAACCAAAGAUUGUGUAUAAUAAAUUUAUUGAAAUG